CAACCCAACGACAAGAAAAUGCAAAACGACUGUGACUGACUCUUAUCGACGGUGACAAAAUGCAAGCAUCAGUGACACCUGAGGUAUCAUGGGUAACAGCCCUAUCAAGCGGGGCUAUUGUCUCGUUUGUCUUCGCCCUUCCGUCUUUCGGACAACAUGACACACGCCACGUUGACUGUGAUUCACCCGCUAACAAGUCCAUGGUUUCAGGCAUCGUAGGUCCAAGUCUUCAUCUCUCUCUGUGACGUGCUGGCUGCCAGGCCUUUCCUGCUCGAGACCUCGUUUUGACUUACUUAUAUCCUUCGUUGACCGAACGAACAACUCUCGCUUGCGCUGCUAAGGACCUGCAUAUUGACCGCCGCUAUCUAUCUAUCUAUUGUUUGACGUAGAAUGAACCGACAAUGGACAAGCUGUUGGACCCACUCGGG
Molecule: messenger RNA, 428 nt
Organism: Laccaria bicolor S238N-H82
Lineage: Eukaryota; Fungi; Basidiomycota; Agaricomycetes; Agaricales; Hydnangiaceae
Exons: 2
Coding region: 60-245 (61 amino acids)
Source: RefSeq, a predicted model, not a curated record